UUCAGUAGAAAGCAGCUCAGGAUUUUUUUUAAAUGGUAAAUAUAAGCGAUUUAAAUUUUAAAAAAAUCUAAGCAUUAGACACACACUGACUGUGGAAUUUCAAAACUACAUACAUAUAUUUUCAAUAUUGAUAAUUUAACCACGAUAUGGUAUGCGACGAGGAGUUAGACGUCAACAUUUACAAUGAGGACCUGAACGCACCAGGGUUCUAGCAACGACUAAAAACACCAACAUACUAAUUGUGAGUUUUAUCAUCAUGCUGAAAUAUCAAGUGUGACUGUUCAGAAAUGUGCCCGAAUAUUAUACGAGAUUCAUGAAUUAAUUUAUUGAAUAUUCUUGAGUAUAUGCUUAGGUGAGACGUUGUUGCCCUCCGUGUUAGCAUUAGUAUACGAGCAUGACAACAUGGGAGGAAAACCAGGACAAAGUCUUUCUUCUGACGAGCAAAAAGAUCUGGCCCAAAGACUCACCGCCUUUCUGCACCAGUACAGGUUCUUAUCGGAGUCGUAUGUGAUUGAGUUCUUCACUGAGGAUUUGUGGCACAAGUUACCUGUCAGCUGGCAGUCUGUCCUGCAGCACCUGUCCUACCCUCAGACUGCAGACCUGCUGCUGGACGCUGACUAUCAACCCAGGAGGUAUCCGUGCGUGUGGCCGCUGUCCCUACUGGCUUUCCGGGCCUCGACCCACGCGUUCACCUUUCCCAGACACUCCUGGCGGGGUGCGGGCGCCACGGACGCUUCAGCCAAGCCCCAAGAGUUCCGCGACAAUCCGCACCAGAGCUCCCUGCUGGCCCACAUCUUCCGCAAGCACGUCAAGCCCAAGAAGCAGCACGAGAUCCGCGAGCUGGGCGCGCUGGUCGAGCAACUCUGCGAGCAGACUGGGUGCAAGCGAGUGGUGGACGUAGGCUCCGGACAGGGCCACUUGACUCGCUUCCUGUCGUUCGGGUGCGGUUUGUCCGUGACCGCCAUUGAGGCUGAUCCCACCUUGGUUGCCACGGCGACCAAGUUUGACGGAGAGCUACUACUGGCCCUGAAGAAGGAAGAACAGAAACGGAAGUGUUCUUAUGAGCUGCCAUCAUCACCUCGCCACGUGACAGGUUGGGUGGACCCCAAGGCAUCAUGGGAGGUUUUCGUCAAACAGCUGGAAGGUCACGUUAUUCCAGCGGGACACUGCAAAAAGCGAGCACGGGUGUCGCCAUGCUGCGCCGCGCUUGACUCCAAAUCAUCCGGUCCUUCUGGGGACGAGUCUCGUGACCGGUCAGACUUUGUCCUGACCGGUCUGCACGCCUGCGGGGACCUCAGCCCCACCCUCCUCCGCCAUUUCGUCAAAUGCCCGCACAUCCGCGCCAUCACCUCUGUGGCGUGCUGCUACAUGAAACUCUCCACCCAGGAGCAGCCCGCCCCUCCGGGCGUGGUCGGACCGCCGCCGUCGACCUCGGACCGGGCCCCGCCGCGCUCGGACUUUGGCUACCCCAUGAGCGAGCACGUGCGGGCCUUGCCGGGACACGAGCUGUCCUACAAGGCGCGGGAGGGGGCGUGUCACGCCGUGGAGCACUACGUCAGGAGGCUGCGGGAGGAGAGCGCGCUGCUGCGCACGCACUGCUACCGCGCCAUGUUGGAGACCUUCGUCACGGAGGCCAGGCCGCAGCUGCGCAGGGCGGGGAUCCAGACGGUGAAGAAAGCCCACUUGCUCACCUUCACUGAGUACGCCAAGUUGGGUCUGGCCCGGGUCGGCCUGCCCCCCUCCCUCCCUCUUGACCCGGGCUGCGUGGAGCGCAUGCUGGCGCAGCAAGGCAAGGUGGUCGUCUACUUCAGCCUGGCUCUGCUGCUAGCUCCCGUGGUAGAGACGCUGGUGCUGCUGGACCGCAUGAUCUACCUGCAGGAGAACGGUGUGGACAGUCAGCUGCUGCCGCUUUUUGACCCGGAAUUUUCCCCAAGAAAUUUUGUGCUGGUGGGUGUGAAGACCGGAGGCUAGCAAAGAAAGGAACACUUGAAGCUGCAGUAUGUACCCUUCUGCAAACCUGAGUUCUUUUAAAAUAUAUAUUUUUUUAACAUGUUUUUUAAAACAACAAAUAUUAUGGUUUAAUUCUCAGCAUUAGUGCUGAUUUUCUUUCCAAUUUGAUACCAAGUAAAAUUCAGGCUGGUAUUGACGAUACCAAUCCGAUACUUUGUGCAAAUAUACCUAACAUGUCUGCUAAAAUGUCUGUGUAUUUUCAAAUAAUAACAUAUCUACCUAAAAAAAAACCACAGUAAAAUGUAAGAAAAAAUCGUAAUGUAAUGAGAAAAAGCUGACAUUUUUAAACUAAUAAUUAAUAAUAACAUACUUAGCAACCCAUAAUCAUAACACAACAUAUUGUCUUUAAAUAUAUAUAUAAUAUAUGUUUUUACCUUCUUUUCUUUUUUUCAUUAAAAAAUUACAAAAUGUCCCCGCCAUACUAGUAUGCGGCCCUUGGUGGAAAAAUUUUAGAUACUCUUAAUCUAAAAUAUUAGAAGCUCUCAAAAUAAAAAAUAUAUACAAUUAUAUACACAUUUUGUUAAUUACUUAAAAAAACAAAAAACUAAGUUAUGAAUUAAUAAAAUAAUUACAACAACCAUAAUAAACACUGUUAAAUGUGUAACUGAAUAUUAAUAUUUUCCUACAGGCCAAACUUUUGACACACUCGGUUAUGCAGUUUAACAACCGUACUAUUAUUAUUAUUCUUGUUCCAUUAUGAAAUGAGGAAAAAAAACAAUUGUAAAAAUGUAAGAAAAAAGAUCAAUAAAUUGGAAAUUAAUGAGAAAAAGAUGAUAUUUUUAAACUACCGUAUUUUUCAGAGUAUAAGUCGCACCGUAGUAUAAGUCGCACCAGCCGAAAAUGCAUAAUAAAGAAGGAAAAAAACAUAUAUAAGUCGCACUGGAGCCCGGCCAAACUAUGAAAAUAUCUGCGACUUAUAGUCCGAAAAAUACAGUAAUAAUUAAUAGGAAUAUACUUAGUCACAUACAACACAAAGUUGUUUCUUUAAAUAUAUAUAAUAAUACUAAUACUUGACUGUUCAGUAUGUGGAAAAAGUUUAAACACCCCUGAUCUUAAAUAUUAGAAGCUUUCAAAAUAAAAAUGAAAUAUACUUACAUUAUAAACAAAGUGUUAGGAUCCGCUGCCCGGAUCAUAGUUUGUUUAAGUUUUCUAGUCACAUGUGUUUUCAGCCCCUUGUGUUUGUUCGUUUCUGUUGCCAUGACAGCAGAUUAUGCUCAGCUGCCUCUGGUUAGUGUUCGAGACGCUCACCUGUUGUCCGGGCACUAAUCAGAGGGCUAUUUAGUCUUUGCCCGGGCAGCACUCUGCCUGGCUUCCUAAUUUGCUUUCAUGCAACAACUAACGACCACCUUGUUUCCUGUUAGCUCUCAUGCUAUAUUAUUUUGCUUGCUAGCUCCCAUGCUAGUCGUUUUUGUUUUUUUUCUGUCUGAUUUAUUUGUGGAAAUAAAUCAUUUUCCUACCUGCAAGCUGUGUCCGAGCCGUCUGCAUCAUUGUGAGAACACCACCGCACCUCGAUGCGACCAGGUCGUUACAGUAGGAAGCCAGCAAGAAGAAGUUCUCUCGCAGCGAGCAUGUCGGAGGAGAUGGACGA
Molecule: messenger RNA, 3598 nt
Organism: Entelurus aequoreus (snake pipefish)
Lineage: Eukaryota; Metazoa; Chordata; Actinopteri; Syngnathiformes; Syngnathidae
Gene: mettl25b
Product: methyltransferase like 25B
Exons: 8
Coding region: 403-1971 (522 amino acids)
Biological process (GO): rRNA modification
Molecular function (GO): rRNA (adenine-N6,N6-)-dimethyltransferase activity
Source: RefSeq, a predicted model, not a curated record